Molecule: messenger RNA, 5601 nt
Organism: Manis javanica (Malayan pangolin)
Lineage: Eukaryota; Metazoa; Chordata; Mammalia; Pholidota; Manidae
Gene: LMLN
Product: leishmanolysin like peptidase
Biological process (GO): cell adhesion; proteolysis
Cellular component (GO): membrane; cytoplasm
Molecular function (GO): metalloendopeptidase activity
Source: RefSeq, a predicted model, not a curated record
AUGGUAACGAUGCUCGGCCCGAAGAUGGCGGCUGAGUUGGGAGGAGUGGCUUCCUCCGGUUCAGGCCUGGGCCCAAGCCGGUGGCGCUGGAGCGGUUCUUUAUGGGUCCGGAGCAUUUUACUCCUGUUGGGCGGGCUGCGGGCAAGCGCUACAUCUAUUCCUGUCUCCAUGAGCAGUUCCCCUCCCUGCCGGCACCUCGUCCCCUCUGAUACUGAGGUCAUAAAGAAGGUCCAUCUUAAGGCAAAUCAUGUUGUAAAGAGAGAUGUUGAUGAACAUUUAAGAAUCAAAACUGUUUAUGAUAAAAGUAUUGAAGAGUUGCUUCCUGAGAAAAGAUACCUUGUAAAGAACAAACUUUUUCCACAAGCUAUUUCUUAUUUAGAGAAGACUUUUCAGGUUCGUAGACCUGCGGGCACAAUCUUACUUAGCAGACAAUGUACAACAAACCACUACCAACGGAAGGAAAAUGAUCCCCAUAGAUACUGUACUAAGGAAUGUGCAGAGCAUACAAAAUGCGGCCCAGUGAUAGUGCCUGAGGAGCACCUCCAGCAAUGCAGGGCCUGCCAUGGUGGUAAGCGGCCCUGUGAACCAUUGGUUGUGCCAGAUCCAGAAGGCAUCCAGGAUGCAGACUUUGUUCUUUAUGUUGGUGCUCUGGCCACUGAGAGAUGCAGCCAUGAAAACAUCAUCUCUUAUGCAGCCUGUUGUCAGCAGGAAGCAAAAAUGGACAGGCCAAUAGCAGGAUAUGCUAACCUGUGUCCAAAUAUGAUCUCUACCCAGCCUCAGGAGUUUACUGGGAUGCUGUCCACAGUGAAACAUGAGAUUAUUCAUGCCCUGGGUUUCUCUGCUGGGCUGUUUGCAUUCUACCAUGAUAUAGAUGGAAAUCCUCUAACUUCAAGAUUUGCAGAUGGUCUCCCACCUUUUAAUUAUAGCCUUGGACUGUAUCAGUGGAGUGACAGAGUAGUUCGAAAAGUGGAAAGAUUAUGGGAUGUUCGAGAUAAUAAGAGAGUUCCUCACACUGUGUAUCUUCUAGUAACACCUCGUGUUGUUGAUGAAGCACGAAAACAUUUUAAUUGUCCAAUUCUGGAGGGAAUGGAACUUGAAAAUCAAGGUGGUAUGGGCACUGAGCUCAACCAUUGGGAAAAGCGGUUAUUAGAGAAUGAAGCAAUGACUGGUUCUCACACCCAGAACCGAGUCCUCUCUCGAAUCACUUUGGCAUUAAUGGAAGACACUGGAUGGUAUAAAGCUAAUUACAGCAUGGCUGAGAAGUUAGACUGGGGCCGAGGAAUGGGCUGUGACUUUGUCAGGAAGAGCUGUAAAUUCUGGAUUGAUCAGCAAAGACAAAAGAGACGGAUGCUGAGCCCUUACUGUGACACUCUCAGAAGUAAUCCAUUGCAGUUAACUUGCAGACAGGACCAGAGAGCAGUUGCAGUGUGUAAUUUGCAGAAGUUUCCAAAACCUUUACCUCAGGAGUACCAGUACUUUGAUAUACUCAGUGGAAUACCUGCAGAAGAUUUGUCUUAUUAUGGUGGUUCAGUAGAAAUUGCUGACUACUGCCCUUUCAGUCAGGAAUUCAGUUGGCAUUUAAGUGGUGAAUAUCAGCGCAGCUCAGAUUGUAGAAUAUUGGAAAAUCAACCAGACCUUUCUAAAAACUAUGGUGCUGAAAAGUACGGGCCUCAUUCAGUUUGUCUAAUUCAGAAGUCAGCAUUUGUCAUGGAAAAGUGUGAGAGGAAGCUGAGUUACCCAGACUGGGGGAGUGGGUGUUAUCAGGUUUCUUGUUCUCCACAAGGUCUGAAGGUUUGGGUCCAGGAUACUUCAUAUUUGUGUAGUCGGACCGGGCAGGUCCUCUCCAUCAGUAUUCAGAUGAAUGGCUGGAUUCACGAUGGCAACCUGCUCUGCCCAUCAUGUUGGGACUUCUGUGAACUCUGUCCUGCAGAAACAGAUCCUCCAGCUACUAACUUGAGCCGAGCUCUACCACUGGAUCUCUGUUCCCGUUCCCCCAGCCUGGUGGUCACCCUCUGGCUUCUGCUAGGCAAUCUAUUGCCUCUGCUUGCUGGAUUUCUUCUGUGUGUAUGGCACUAGGAAUGGAAGAGUGAAUUGUCCAAACAUUCCUUUGUGUCAUGUUCAUCUGAGCAAAGCACAAAAUCUGGGCAAGUGCCAGUCUAAGCAGAUGGCAGAAAUGGCAUUUCUGACUUUGGCUUGGAAGUGUUGGCUAUAAUCAGACCUCAGAGCAGAGCUUCACAGCAGUUACUCUUCAUCAGCAACCCAACAGCCUCCAAGCUGGAAGAAGGAAAAGGAAUUCCAAGUCACCAAGCCUCUUUAUUUUUCAGGAUACAUAACCUUCCUGAAGUUUUCCUUUGAAAAUGGGAGAAUUGAUUAAAUUAUCAGAGUGAUUACAUACCUCAACAUUUUCAUUAACCUAAGACAAUGGGAUAGUUCAUCAAUACUGCAGUCAUUUAAAGAACAGCUAAUAAUUGCAAGACUGCAAAUUGUGGAUCCUGCCUUCAAAAAUACAGAUUGUCCUUUGACUUACAGGAAAAUAAUUGAAUUGGAUUUUAACAUCAGUAUUAUAUCUUUUUUUAAUUUAAUGGCUGUACAUGGUACCCUUAAAUCAUUGUUCUCAUUGUUCCAAAAGUUUUUUUUCUCUUAUGUUUUCUAAAUCUUAUAAUUUAACCAUGCUUGCCCUUUUCAAACCAAACUGUGUAGCAGUUUACUACUGAUCCAUUAUAUGUUGUUAGCCCUCUUUCAGUUUUAUGUGUACUCAUCCUCAGAGCUCAGCUUCCAAAGUUGUAUUCUUCAUCAAUUUAAUAAUGACUUGAAAAACUGUGGAAGCAGAGAGAGAAGAACACUUUGCCCUAUAAAAACAUUGCAGACAAGCAAACAGAAGAAAGCAUAACUGUAUGUUUUUCAGAUAAUAGUUAUGACAAAUGUAAUCCAAAAUAGAACUAUUCUUUUUUUGACCAAUGAAGAUAAAAAGACAUUCUGGUACUGUAAGACAGGUAGGUAUGCAGUUAUUUUCACAUGGACUUAGAAAUUGUUACAGAAGACUUUCUACUAUCUGAAAAUUAUUUUAUAUGUAGAAAGAAAAAUAUAAGUCAAAACAAGAUGGUCUGAAUGGUUUACAAGUAGCAAAGUGUAGGUGUUGUAUAGGGCUUAUCCAGUAGGAUCUUCAUUACCACACAACAUACAAUUCCACCUCUGCUUUAAAAGAAAGUGGUGGUGUUUACAUCCUGCAUUUGACAUUCCUCCUAUUGCCACAUAGAUUCUGGUCCUCAGAAGCAAUACUGCCUUGGUACCAGCUCUUACCAACCCCACUUAGUAAUUCCAAUUUGAAUUCUUCAAUGAUGACUGGUGCCGAGUUUUUCUCUCUAAAGCGAGUGAAGUCCUGAAGCAUAUAAACACAGCCCCUGGACAAGCAUAUAUUCAUUCUUUCAUUCAUUGGUUGGCCCUUUGAUACAGCACACAGUUAUUAAGCACUCCAUUUAAGAAAUUUUGCUAACUUAGCGAGCAGAAUAAUUACGAAAGAUUAAUUCCAACUGACUAUUUGGCCCUGGAGCCAAACAGCAACCCCAGCAUAGAGUAAAGUCAACCUUUUUUAAGGCAUAAAUUUUUAAUAUGUAUUUGCAUGUAGUUUUAAGUUGGAGGUAUUUGUCAUUGUGGAAAGCUGGGAGUCUCUAGCGUAGCCAGCUUCAGGUGGAGAGAAGCUAAUGGUAAUUGUGUCGGGACAGUGCUCAGUUGUCAGACUUUGUCAUGCAUACUUUAAAUUGUGCAAGUUGAGAGAAGAGUGUAGAGUAUAUUUUUAAAGAAAAUUAAAACUCUAAAGUUAUAUACUUGUGACUAUGAGUUAUCCUACAUAGUUGUAUAAAAAAUUUCAACAGAAAUACUAUGGACUCAUAUAUGAGAUUCUUGGUGAUAGGUUCAAUUAUAUUUUGACUGUUGUGUAGUAAUGCCAUUUAGAUAGUAUUGCUUCCAAGCAUGGUGCUUUUUAUACUUGAAAUAUAUUUUUGCUUUAUUUUUUAUUGAUAUAAUUAUAUUUGCACUAAUGAAUUUCUGAAGAAAAUAUUAUGACAUUUUUUCUAUAUAUAUUUAUUAAGCUUCAAAUCUGGUAGCCCAGUGUUUUCUCUGCACAAAUAAGAAACUUGAUAAGUUAUGAUAGUAAGAAAUCCUGAGUUUUUGAGGGUAGCUAACUGUACUGGUGUUCUUUACUCUCUUCAACAAGUCUUGAAAGUGGUUGCUUAUCACUGAUCCUGCAUAGUGUACUCAGUGAAGCCUUAGAAGGCCAGUGAACCUGUAAGAAAUUUUAAGAAUCAUUCUGAGAUUUCAAUGCAGAAUUAGUGGGAGAGAUUGCAGCUUUGAUGUGAAGUAACUGAAAUGGCCUAAAUGUAGAUAUCCUAUGGCAGUUUAUCAAAACCUUCAGGUUAACAUAAGCAGUUCACCGAGAAUGAGACUGAGCCGACUGCAGCCGUGGUGGAAGUGAAGUGGGGCAGAGGAGUAUGGAGAGAGUAACUGCCCCGGGGAUUGUAGACUGGAGUCCCUUACUGACUUGGAAAGGGUCAAGUGCUUAUAAAAACUGACUACCUCAGUUUUCAGAUAAGACUUAGGUGCAUUUUGGUAGUAUUAAGAUCCUAACUGUCAAAAAUACCAAGUGAAUUUGUCUCUCAGGUUUUCAAGAACAGAAUUUACAGGAAGGCAGCCAAAGCCAUGACAAUAGACUUGAGCUGACUGCUUUAAAGAAACUGGCAAGCAGUUAGGUAGCCUUAAUGUAGGCCACCCCACUAAUAGGCUCCUGAGAAACAUCCUUUUCCUUACUUAGCUCUUAAGGAUACUUAUUUCUAUUAAGACCAAAUAGACAUUCUCAAAAUGUUACAAAUUAUGCUUAAAUUAGUUUCAGCCCAAUAUGUUGGCUUAGAGUUUAUCAGUAUUUGAAGAUGAAACCUAAAUCAAUGAAGUCUAAAUAGUCUUGGGAAGAUACAUAAAUAAGCAUAUCUGAGUAUUCCCUAAAAUUUUGUCAAUAUCUCUUCAAUAUUAGAAGACUUGCUGAUUGAUUGGGACCAUCUGUAAAAUGACUAGGUGCUUUCUCAGAAUCUUUCCAGCUGUAAUGUGACUAAUAUUCAUCCAGAAUUGCUGGAUCACUGCUGGCUCUGAUCCACCUCCUGAAGAAUGCCAGCUUGCAUGUCAUGUUCAUCAAUGUCCUGCGCUGGAUGCCAUAGUGCUAUCCUUUUCCUUGGGUGGACACUGAAUGGAAAGAGAAGAACCUGCCUCUGAGGGCAUUUGAGUAGUCCUGGCAGGAGGAAGUGGACUUCAGUCACACCUCCACAGACCUGUUUCAUAGCACCAGUUAUUCAUGCCAUGUCCUUGCAGCCCAGGAGGACUAACGUAUUUUAAUAAAGUCUGUGCAACUCAUUGCAAAAAAAGAAUUUAGUGGAAGGAUGACCUUUUUUGGAUACAUUUAGUCAGGAUUGGGGAAAGAGUGGUGAAUUAUCUUCUUUUAUGUCUACAUUUUUUGAUAAAUGAAGAUUUAAGAGCUAAUUUUUAUUUAUGGUAUUGAACUUUAAGUGUAAUAUAUUCCUUAGAAAAAACACAACUUUAAUAAAAAUUGAAACUAAA